AUGGCCGCGACGCUGCGAGGGGGCUCCAUCUACUGCGAGGCGGUCCUCCCGCCGGAAGACGUCUACUUUGAGGGAUCCGAGGACGAAGACUACGACAAUGCAGCGGAGCGGAGGAAGAGGUACGAGGCUGCCGGGCAGAAGUUUCUCUCUGGCAGCGUGCCAUUUCUGCUGUCCGCAAGCUUGAAGGGCCCCUUCGACGAGGCAUCCGGCUGGGUCAAUCCGUGGCGGUCAAAGAAUCGCACCGCUCAUUCGCACUCUCGACCGGAAUCCGCAAAACUAGGCGCUCAGUGCACCAGUCCAAUGCGGCCUGCAACGUCUGCCUCUGCUUCUACCGCAACGCAAGCCAUCGAGGUUCUCAAAAACGCCGAGUGUGCCCUUCCUAGUCCGGAAAGCCUUAAGCAGGCUCCCUUCACUGCGACACCUUCACGGCUCCGAGGCAAAGUCGCGGAUGAGGAUCGCUGGGGUGAUGGCAUGGCGUCGCUUACGUCGACCAAAGAUGACACUGACCCCUGGAUGGCGAGUUCGCCGUCACGGAAGCUGAAGAAGAAGAGAUCCAAGUCGUCAAUUGGCGCGAACAGCACAUCAAAAAAGCGCCAGAAAACUGAAACAACAGAGAUUGAGACCCAAACUCCCACCUCAGGACGUCGGGCUACGAGGUCAAAUGCCGAUGAACUACGCACAAACACCAAGGCUGACAUGCGCAAUUCAUCCAUAUAUGCUCAUAUUCGGGAGCUUACGUCGAAAUUUCCAAGGCAAGACCUAUCGAGCGACGAUGAGAUUGCUUUUGAUGACGACGACAGCGACGCUUUGCUCACCAGCCAAUCAGUUCCUUCAUCCUCUGCAAAUUUGGUUUUGUCGCCAUGGAAAGACUCGUCCAGCGAGGCAUUGCGGCAGAGGCUGAAUCCACACUCAUCCUUUUCAUCCCCACCGCGUCGGUUGGGCUUGGCCGGAGCGCUGUCUCCUGUCUCCAUGUCGUCGGCACAAACUCCCACCAAACGGACGGCUCUUUCAGCCUCCUCACCCGGCCGUUUGCCGUCCAUGAACGGAUCAUCCGCCUCUAGAACUCCAACGAGGACCUUGCGCUUUUCAGAUAUGGAUAUGCUCGACAUGGACGGUGCUGACGGCGACAGUGCUAUUGGCAACACGAUGGCACCAGAAACUCAAUCGCAGGAACAGGAGCUCCCGUCACUCAGACAGCUUGAUGUCAACGACGUGAAUCAUGUCAAUGGCACUCCGGAUCCAAUUUCACGUGCAGCUACCGCAUAUCGACCUGAUUGUGAAGCAACCACAUCCCGCCACGCACAGGAUGAUUCUAUACUCGGUCCAAAAACCAGCCCCGGAAAGCUCGAUAGUCAUCUCAAGCCAAUCCGUGCUACGCCACCUCGACAAGUGACACAUCCCGUGAUUUACGAUGACGCCAAAAGGGUCAACCGCUCGUCUCCUGGCUCUAGUAUUACAGCUCCAUCAAGUUCACAACAGCCCGCUGCGAGUCAGAACGAAGUCGCCAAGUCUCCCAGCGAUUCCAAACUUACAAAGACGAGCAAAUUCCCGAAGUCGUCGGCACUUCAGUCGUUGAGCCCUCGAAAUGGUAGAAUCAACUCGCGACCUGCGCUCAAGAAGGCUGUGCGGUCUUAUAUGUCGUCACCACUCAAACCAUCAACAUCGAGCGUAAACAGAUCUUACUUGCACAAGGAAGACGGCCAGCUGUCAAAGGAGAAUGUUGAGACCAAAGACGCAAAUGAGAGCGCGUCACUGCUGACAAGAAGUGUCAACAUCUCAGCAUCACAGCCUGAACCGGAUGAAGUACUUGCCACCUCCACUCCCGAAGCUGAUCCUUCAAAGGCGAGCGCUAUCCUGGAGAAUCAUUCCGCUCCUAAAGCUGAGUCUCCAAAGGCGGACAAAGUUCAGCAGGGUCCUUCGGCUCCCGAUGCUGCAGCCCCAUUACUCUCCCCCUUCGGCCUUGCGCCACCUGGUAUCACCGAGCCUACAGUGAUGGACGAUACAGUCCAGGGAGCUGGGCAGUCUAACGUACCGGAAUUAGUAGAGCCAAGCUUCAUCCAAGAGGAACUUCCAGCACAGUCCGAGUCUUCUAUCCCCCUGGCAGACGCGGGUCUCGGCACGCCUGAAAUGCAAGCAUCCGAGGACACGUCAGAAAACCCAGAUGUGUCUGACUCAACAGGUCCUGCGAUAGCUAGCCAUACCCCUACGCAGGAGCAGCAGAAGCAAACGCUCGGCCCUAUCGACGCCGCCAAAAGUCCCGUCCUACCCCCACAAAGCGUCGAGACGCAUCAGUCGCCUUCUGAAGAUAUGCCUCCACCUUCCGACAAGGCGUUCAAGAGACCAUCCACGCCAGAGCCGCAGUUUGCCUUUACGUCCUUUUCGUCAUUCAUGUCACCUUCUCCCAGCCAUCGCCGCCAGGUCCGUUAUUCUUGGGAUGGGGCUCCGAAUGGCGUCGGUCCUACAUCGCGAGGCAUCCUCCUAUCCAGCAAAAAGGGGCCGUUGACAAGCACAGCAUCCAAGAAACGGGUCUCCUGGGCUCCUCUGCCGCAUGAAGAGACGGCGAGCACCGGCGAGGAGACUGCAUCAGAGACGAACACGUCAUCAUCGCCGUCACGAGGCAGGGACCGAGCAGUUUCACCACCUCCACCGCCGUCUACCAGCCUCGCUUCUGAUUCGCUCGAAGAGAGAGACAUGAAUUUCAGCCACCACUUUGCUGCCGUGGCCGACCGUACCAAGGGCACACAACCGCAGAGCGCACCAACCGCAUCGGGAGACGGAUCCUACGGCCCCGGCAUGGAGACGACCGUCACUGCAGCAGAAAUCGCCAGUUGGACUGAAGUCACAAACAGCCCCAAGAUGAUUCUGGAGGAGGUGGAUAAGGGGGCGGCAAAGUUGACUGGCGGAUGGGAUGGCGGUGAGGAAGCCACAGAUAUUGUGGAGGACAUAUUCAACGAGAUGGACGACUUUUUGCAGGUCUGGGACGUCGACGCUGAGCUGAAGGAGGCGCGAAAGGCAGACAAAGCGCGGGCAGCUGGCGAGAAGAAGCAGGAUGAAGGCAUGCUGGAGGCUGAUGCGGGCAUGGCCGUGGACAUGGACAUGACUUCGCAGUUUUUCUUCUGA
Molecule: messenger RNA, 3120 nt
Organism: Trichoderma citrinoviride
Lineage: Eukaryota; Fungi; Ascomycota; Sordariomycetes; Hypocreales; Hypocreaceae
Exons: 1
Coding region: 1-3120 (1039 amino acids)
Source: RefSeq, a predicted model, not a curated record